Messenger RNA from Xiphophorus hellerii (green swordtail), 8057 nucleotides. It is a transcript of the gene mei4, whose product is annotated as meiosis-specific, MEI4 homolog (S. cerevisiae). Gene Ontology annotation, biological process: oogenesis; homologous chromosome pairing at meiosis; spermatogenesis. Lineage: Eukaryota; Metazoa; Chordata; Actinopteri; Cyprinodontiformes; Poeciliidae. The transcript is spliced from 5 exons. Gene Ontology annotation, cellular component: lateral element. The coding region runs from base 1324 to 2397 and encodes 357 amino acids. The record is from RefSeq and is a predicted model, not a curated record.
AUUUUAGAAGCUGAAUUGAUGAAAUGAUUCCCCUGUUAACCUUUGACCCCUGAGUGAAUGUCCUGGGGACAGAUUUCAGCGGGACACCAGCUGGAGGCUGCGCUCUUUUAGCGUCUUUGUUCCGUUAAAUCUUUCGAUGGAGACCGAACCGAACCAGUUAAACGGUACUGAUUGAUGUUGGUGCUGAUGAAUGACGAGUUAAACAGAUUUAUUUGAAUUUUUUAUUUGGCAUUUAGCCUCAUUUAGCUAACAGCUGGGCUUUCUUCUUCUACGUUAAUUUAGCUAACAGCGGGAGUUUCUUCUUCUACGUUAAUUUAGCUAACACCGGGAGUUUCUUCUUCUGUGCUUACUUAGCUAACAGCUAUUAUGUCAAGUUGCAACUUAGUUUCGCGUCUAAAACAAAACCGAGUUAAAUCUGAUUGUUUGCAGAUAACCUAGAACACUGUGUGGCAACAAAGACCGUUUAGUUUCUCUGUUAGUCAUUAAAAACAGCCGUUUAGUUUCUAUUACCGAGUCAUUUCUAGACGCCAUGUUGGGAGUGUCACAGCUGUUUUUAACCCUUCAUAGCCCGAAGGGAUUAUUUAUCAUCCGAGACGGUAAUAAAUUAGUGUUUCCGGAAGCUUCUGGGUCAGAGGAUGAUGAACCCCCGAGGUUCUGUUUCAGCUCCUUGUCCUGGUUCUGAUCCUCAGGUCUUCAUGGUUCUGGGAAUCUUUUGUUUGGGUUAUUUUUGUUGGUUUUGGGUUCACCUGGUCUCUACGUCACUCAUCACCUCCACAGGUUCCCUGCUUGCUUUGCUCCUGCUGGGUUUUGGUCUUUCUGGUUAUCCAAGUUCCUCUUUUUCUUCAUCAUUAAAUCUUCUCAGCCCUGAUCUUCCACUUGUCAGCCUCUGGGUCCAUUUCUGGCUUGGCUCAUGGAUUGAUCAUCCUGGUAGAGAGAGUUGUUUUUGUCUCUUUGUUAGCCUCCUGAUUGAGGCCGACCAAGUGGGAAUAAAACUGCAUCCCUGUGACGAACUGCUGGGAGAAAAGAACUGAUUUAAAGCUGGUUCUGGUCUGGUACGGUACCUACUCAUCAGCUUUCUAUGUCUGAACCACUCUUACUUCGCAAUGAAGUAACCCUUCCUCUGACCAUGGCGAGGGUAAUGGGCGGAGGUUGAGAAAAAGCAGCAAUCCAAAGAACCCCCUAAAGACGUUUAGAUCAUCGGCUCCAAGCGACGCGUCAGAACCAGAAUAAUGGCCGCCGGCAUCGAUUAAACUGCCUGUUCCUUCUGCCGUAGGGUCCGGCCGAGUCCCGUGGCGGCUCAUCAAGGCCCAGGUGGCCGUGGCGAUGGCCGUCAUCAGAAGCAGACCCCCCGGCGUGAGCGGCCGACAGCACGGCGAGGCUUUGGGCCACACACUGAGGCGGCAGGACGGCACGUGGCGGGAGCAGGCCCAGGCGCUGCAGCAGGAGGUGCUGAGGCUGCGGCAGGAGCUGCUGGUCUCCAGGGCGACGGCCAACACAAACAGCAGCUGGGAGACGGCAGACGAAGCCAUCAUGGAGGAUCUGUCUCAGGAUCUAUUUGGUCCAGGAAGUCCAGCUUUCGGUGACGAUCCUCCCCCAGACCGUGACUCAGAGACUCCUGACCUCCUGCUGCAGGACCUUCCUCUUCCUCCUCCUCUUUCUCCUCCUCCUCUUCCUCCUCCCUCCAGACUCCAGAGCGAUCCCUGGAGCGACGCGCUGCUUCCUCACAUGCGGUUCCUGCAGUCUCUGUGUUCCCUGCAGCGCCUCGACGGCAGCAGCGCGGCUCUGGCCCCAGAGGGCCACGGCGGCUCAGCGGCAUCAGAAACCAUCCUCCUGCUCCUGGACAGCGUGGCGGCGGCCUGCGGGGCCCCCACGCCGCCGGGGCUCCCCGACUUGCUGCCCCAGGCCUGCCGGGCGGCGUCCCGGGCCUUGGACCUCCUGUGCUCCGGGCGGCCAUCCGCGGACCUGCGGAGACGCGUGGAGGAGGCGCUGAGGGAGCUGACCCGGACGCUGCUGCACAGCCGGCGACCCGGCAGGGCUGCAGAGAAGCUGACGGAGUCCCUGGUUGCUCUGGGGAGCAGCAGCGUAUCAAAGUCCUUCCUCGUGUGUCUCAUCCUGUCGGAGAUCGACUCUCUGGCGGAGCAGCUCUGGCAGACCUCCCAGGUGCAGGAGAGCUCAGCGCUCCGGACCUUUCCCCUGGACCGGUACCAGAACUCCUGCCACUUGCUGUGGGUUCUGGAGAGGCUUCUGCCGGGUCUGGACUCGACCCAGCGGAGGCCGGAGCUGGAGGUGGCGCAGACGGCCUUCCUGCAUCGCUUGGAGCUCCGCGUCUUCUUGCUGUGGGACGAGUUUCCUCUGUUCUCCGUCUUGAUGUGGCGCAUCGGAAAGCUGCUGUUUUAGAAAACGGAUUAAAUUCACGAAUCCGCUUCCAGUUUCAGUUCAUCCUGUGAUCAAAGGUCGAGAUGGUUGGAUAGAAAUACGUAAAAUCUAGACCUGCAGCAGGUGGUGAAGAUGAUGGUGUUCAGGGCGUCGGGUUUCCUUUGCAGCUCCAACAGCUUCUUGCUGACGUUGCUAAGCAACCGCUCAUUGGCAUUGUCUGUGCUGGGAUGCAGGUGGUUGGCAUGGCGACCAGAAGAACAACAACCAGAGCCGAGGAAACAGAGAUGAAGUUUCUCCUCAUCCUUUCAGGUUCUGUGAUCUCGACCAGAACCGCGGUUCUGGACUGAUGUUGGGUCCCUGCAGAAUGUUCUCUGUUCUAGCUUUUACCAGAACCAGAACUGCACUGGAAUCAAACCCACAACCUUCUCCUGUUUAACCUCCUCUGCUGCUGCUGCUGCUCAUCUGAGAGGAUUAAUAAUCUGUGCUGAUUCUUUUGUUUAGGUUUUAUUGGCUCUAGUUUCCUUUAUUUGAUAGUGAAAUAGGAAAGGGGAUAAUGAGAAGACAAGGGGCAAAGGUCACCAGACCGGGACUCCAACCUACAAAGGCCGCGUCGAGGACCAAGGCCUCCAUGUGUGGGUUGUGGCUAACUGCUGCUGCACCACACUGCCCCAUACUGGAGAUUCCUGACUGCAGGAGAGAUCUGGUCCGGUCCGGUCCGGUCCGAUCUGAUCUCGGAGCUGUUUUCUGCAGUUUCAUCAGAGCUUCAGCUGCUCAACUGGAAACUGAUGCUAACAGCUGCCGUCCUCAACCUGACUGGUCCCAUCAGCACCAAUUGGUUCCAUCGGCCCAGGCUUGCUGGUUGUCAUGGUCACAGAGCGAUUAGCAUCGCUGCGUUGCGGCUGCAUCUCCUGAUCUUUCAUAUCCUGUGGAACUGGGCCGGGCCGGGGAACAGAACCCGGCCCUCCUACGUGAGCUGCUCCCUGAUGGGUCUCAUCUGGACCGACUGCUGGUGUGGUCAAACCGUCAACUCUUUAAUAAAAACCGUCCAUGCUAAAUAUUAGCGGUUAGCAUAGCUAGCAAAGCUUUUUGUCCCACCAGAAAGCGAUUCCUGGUUUGUUUUGUUACAGUAAAAAUCUGAAAAGUGUGGAAUGCUUUUCUAUUGAGCCCCUCUGGGUCAGAACUGUGCAGAACCACAGUUUCUGUUUAUGGGGCCUUUAGUGUCUGUUGAGCUGUAAGGUAGCCGUCUGUUUAAUUAGUUCACUUUACCGAACGAUGUUACAUUUUAACAAACACAGAGAAAACCUGAACAGUCGGACGGGAUGGUAAAGUGUCACAGCAGAGAGGAAGAGGAAGAGAAGAGGAAGAGGAGCAGCUAGUAUCGAUUAUGCAGGAUAAAAGGUUUUUAACCCAGAUAUUUUUUCUUUUGUUUUCUUGGUUGAAUGAAAAAUAAUUGGAAUCUUAAAUGUUUUGGGGUAUGAAUAAUUCUGGGUCUGUAGAUUUAAUCCUUCAUCAGUUCAGAGCAGAUUUGAUCUUCGAAUGUUUCACUGUAGGACUGGAACUGGAAUAAAAAACUAUUUUAAUGAAAAAGAAAAGUGUAACUUUUACUAAAAUACUCUGGGGAAAAAUAUGUUCAACAAUAAAAUACCCAAUAAUCUUUUUAUAGGGGAGAAACUGAAUCCAAACGACUGAAAGGAGGUUCAGUGAAAAUGAAAGCGUUUUGUUUCCUAAGUGAAUGAUUUGCAGAGAUGAAAUGACCUUGUUCUGACCCUGACUGAUGUGGGAACUAAUCGCAGCGAGACUCUCGCUCUGCGGCUUCAUGUGACGGAUGAUUCAACGGCAGCGAACAGUUUAAUUACCGCACAGCAACUAGCAGAACAGAUUUUAUCCUCAGAGAAAUCUUCAUCAGGAUUAGAGACGCGUUCACUGACGGUCAGCCAUUAGAGACACUGACCGUAGAGAAGCACCCAGAUCCUGCAGGAUGGAGUUCUGCCUGGUUCUAGAGUGUCCAGCUGAAGGCCAAGAUGCUAAUGUCUCUGGAAUGCUAGCAUCUCUGGGAUGUUAACGUUGGUGGGCUGCUAAUGUUUCGGGGAUGCUAACCUCUCCGGGAUGCUAAUGUCGGCAUGCUUCUCUUAGCUUCCGGGUAAGGCUAGGUUUUCCAUUCUGGAGCUUCAUUGGGAUCCAGUUGGGCUCAGGAUCUGAAACUGGUUUAUGGAUUCUAAGCCCUGAAGUUAACCCAUCAAACGAAAACAUUUCUGUCUUCCUCAUUCUGUGAGGAUAUAAUAGAGUUUUUCUGGAUUUCUAGGUGCAGUCUAUAGAUUUUCCAGUUAUGACUUUUGGGUCAUUUCAAAAUGUGCCUUUUCCUUCAUUCAGUACAGGCAUUUACACUCCAUACCAGUAGGUGGCGGUAAUGCACUAAUUUCGUCGUUUGCCAACCGCCAAAAGAACAAGAAGCAGCAGAGGAAUGGAGGCGCUGCUAUCCGGUCUGGUGGGAUCAUUUCCUCUUUUUUUAAGGUCAUCUGUCGGGCCUCGCCAGAGUGGAACGUAGCUGGCAGAAAGAGAGCAGACGUUUGAAGUUCACAUCUUGCUUUUGAGAAGUGGAGAAAUCAUUAAGACGAGUCCUGAGAGCGGCUGGCAGGUACAGGGGGGGCGGCGGCGCUGUCCGUCUCACUUUGACCUGUGGCUUCCCACAAUCCUCUGGGGAACAGAGGAGAUUUGGCCCCUUUAUCAGAUUUAUAAUGUCCCCUCAUCUCUGCAGCUGGUUUUAAGCCAAACUAGAGGAAAUUGAAGCCCUGAGGAAGUUUUCAAGUAUUUAAGUUGAGUUUGUUCACAACAGAAUGACAGAUUCUUGGUCUUUUUAAAUGUUUUGCUGUAAAGGAAACUCAAAGUAUUCUGCUGCUGGUUUGUGCAGCCGGUUGAGAACAGAAGAUCUCGUUGCUCAUCUGCUUCACCUGGGUUGUGCUAGCGUAGCAGUUAGCCUACAGAAUGAUAAAAUUGUCCUGCUGGUGAAACUUUGGCUUUUCCACACUUCCUACUGUCAUUAGGAAACUCAUACCUGUUUCGUGGUGCAGUACCUUAACUUUAGUACUUGCACAGUUUGUUUUGUUCUCGUCCACCUCUGCAUUAAAACUAGCGGUCAGAUAAUUAAAAAUGGGGAGUUGGUCAAAUUUGAGGAUUUGUGCCGGACUUAUGAGGCGGGCAGAGAAGAUUUCUACCGUUAUUUGCAGGUCCGAAGUUUCUUUAGGAAAGAAAUCAAAACCUCUGACUUGGAUGCAGAGCCAGGAAAAGUACAAAUAUUUAUGGAUUCAUAUGCUGGCAAAAAUCCAAAAGGCAUUAUCGGCAAAUUUUAUAGAAAUUUAGCACCUAUGAAUAAGAACUCAACUGAUUAUAUCAGACAACGAUUGGAAAAGGAAGCAAAUGUAAUAAUUUUACCUGAGGCUUGACUGUGGAUCUGGAGGAAUUCUCUGUCCACCACAAAUUCUUUAACAUGGCACGAUUUCUGCUGGAAGAAUCUAAUCUGAUUUGUUAUUACGCCAAAGCAGAGAUCGAAGCUGGGUGGGUCACAGUUCUCUGGCUGGAGGGGGUGCGGUGUGGUCUCUGUGGGCUGCUUUCAUAUCUUUUAGGACUGUCCACAGUUGAAGACCUUCUGGAAGGAUGUUAACCAAGUAAUCUAUGAAAUUCUGUGUAUAACUUUGUCAUUUCAUUUCCUGCUAUGAACCUCAGAAUACUUCCUGAAGGACUCGGUAAUAAGUUGAAGAUGCCUGUUGAAGAUAUUUAUGAUUGUAAGCAAGAAGGCGAUUACUAAAUGUUGGCUCCAACCUUGUGAACAUUAUAAACCUGAUGCACAAUAUGGAAACGUUGACUUUUAUAAUAUGUCUCCAGAAGGAGAAAGGAGAAAGACUUUGGGAAAAAUGGAAUCAUUUUAUAGCCAAAGGUGUGCAACAGUUAAUUUCUGUGAUUCCUCAUCACUCAGACAGACAGCUGGGAGUUUCCGUUUCCCUCUGUAUUUAUUUUUAUUUUCCCUUCGUCUGUAAGAUUGUAAUGAUCAUCAGUGUGAUCGUCUGCUACCUGCCCUAGCCCUCUUGUUUGAUUCUAUGUACAUGUAUGCUUAAAAACAAAUAAAAAUAAAGUAUAUAAAAAAACAACUAGUGGUCAGCAUGAGCACAGUAGCGCCCCCUCUUGGUGGUUCAGGGACUUGCUCCUGGUCAUUCUUUGAUUUGUCUAGUUAGACAAAAAUUCUGAUGUUUCAUCUGUUGUCUACAUGUUCUUCAUGUUCUGAAUCAUUUUAGAUGAACUAGAUCCGUUUCCCUGGUUCUUCUUCAGAAAUUGUCAAUCAUCUGAAAGGGGAAUGAUUUGUCCAAAGGCAGAAAAAGGAAAUCUGGGGCUGAUGGGUUCAGGUUUCAUCAGCUGUGAAAUAAAUUAUUAGAGAAAACUCUGGAUACUAUUUAUCUGAAACUUAAAUGAUCCAAAGGUUUGGAAACUGGUCGAUUCUACUUAUGACUCAAAAACAGAUUUUCAAGGUUCAUUAUCAAAAACCCAAAAAAUAUGACUGAUAAAUCUGAGAUGUUAAGUUGUUUAAAUGAACAUUUCAUUGCUGCAGGCCCUUUUUGACUCUAAACUUAAGCUUUAAUUGAUGUAGGAGCCAAGCAGCGACUGGAUUUGCAGAUUAUUUGUUAAUAAGAGCUCAGUUUGUGUAAUAGUCUAAUCUUUUCUGCACGUCAUGGCUCAGUUUUAGGACCCAUCUGAUUUCACAUUAAUAUAAAUAAUGUUUUUGAAGUUGUCAAAUGUCACUACUUUUAUGCUGAUGACACUUUUAUUUGUAGUUCUUCACUUUUACAAGCCUUUGAGUUUUUACAAUUUGCUGUUGAUAUUGUCCAAAUCUGCAGUGUUUGAAAUUAGUUUUAAAAGCUGAACAAACAAAAGUGGUGCUGAUGUCACUGAGCACAUGUAUUAAAACCAAACAAGUUGGCAGUUAUAAUUAUCUGCUGGAUUCUGAGCUUUCCUUUAAAUUGCAUAUCACUAAUUUGGUUUGCAAAAUAAAGCGUAAGCUUGGUUUUUAUUAAGAGAACUAAUAUUUCCUCUGGCUUUGGGCCCCAAGCUGCUUUAGCAGCAACAUUUCUACCCGUGGUUAUGGUGACCUUGUGUCCAUGUCUUGAACACGGUUCUUCAUCAUUCUGCUCUGAGGUUUGAGACGCGAUCCGUCGCCUCACCCGUCAUCGUGAACAGGAUGGAAAAUCUGCCUUUUGACUUAGAGCAGGAAACUCACUGACUUCUUUUCUUUGUGUAGUUUUCUAAACAGCCGGCAGUCCUUAUGAAUGCCACUGAUAUUCACUAGCAAGUUCCCGGCGUUGGGAACUCGUGGCUUUAGUUACUCUACUCCUUCCUCUUGGAAUCUUCUCCAAACUUGUUUUGGAAACGUUGUUUUUAAAAGCUAAAGACGUCCAUGAACAGAACCAGUCUGUUAAAGACGUUCAUGAAAAACGGAACCUUUUAUCCAGAUUUUAGCUAACUUUAUUAAGAGCUAUUGCUCCAUCUUUUUUCGCUCGACUGUUUAGAACUAAUUGCCCUUUGCAUGUAAAAUGCCUGUUUUGCUUCAAGUGAUUUCCGUGCCGCUGACCUCUUAGCUGGUCACUCUUUACCCUUUUUACCUGGUGAAAUAAAGCUUAAUAAAAAACUUAAACUAC